Molecule: messenger RNA, 4765 nt
Organism: Amoebophrya sp. A120
Lineage: Eukaryota; Dinophyceae; Syndiniales; Amoebophryaceae
Source: the annotation of a GenBank genome assembly
AUAGCGAUAGCUGUAGUGCUGUCGUUGUUAUCACUUCGCGACACGAAGAUCUAUCGUCAACACGCCAGCACUUGUUUUCGAAAAUAAGAAGUUAGAGCAAAUUGAUUAAGGUCUGCACCAUCGUUGCUGAUCGUCAACGUCUGUCAAAUCCUGUAUAAAACAAAGAGCGAAAGAAGAUGGUGCGGGUCUUGCUAUCGAACUCGAGGAGGUUCCGUGCCUUGCAGCUCCACCUCUCACGACGACUACCUUUUCGUCCCUUCGCCUCCGCAGCGACAACCCGACGUCGUCCUUACUACUACAACCAGUCUAGCUCUUCGCCUCGCGGCACUGAUGGAGCUUCAUCAACAUCCACCGAACACUACCAGUCUCGGUCCUACUACCGCAGAGGCGGGAACAGUUACGGCUAUUACGGCAACAAAUCCUCAUCUUCCUCCCGACCUACCUCCGCGGCCAACAAAGCGGCUAAAAAGUACAACCAAAACGCAUCCGAUUUUGGGUUGGACAUCCUGUCCCCAGACCCGUCCGUGACGCAGGUGGACUUGGCGAGGCCGAGCGGGGUGGCGCGGCAGCUGAUCAACUAUUGGAAGCGCAGAGCGCUGGCAGAGCAAGAGGAGGGGUGUAAGACGCGGGCAAGCAGAAAUUUACCGGAAAUCGAGACGGAAGAGGUGAAGCAACGGGUGAUCAGCUUUUCUUCCACUACCGCGGCGACUGCAGCGGCUUCCUCAUCUGGUGGUGCAGUAGAGGAUGCCGGUCGCGCACCAGGAAACGAUACUUCGAGCCAACCGCUUCAGUGGCUAAUCCGUGAGCCAUGUGUGAUUCACGAACAGAAUCGGAAAUUGGAAGGUAGUGCGGAAGGAAGUGGCAACGAGAAUAUUUUCGUCAUUCAAGACGCGGGGAACGAGGUUGAGAUCAAGAUUCCACCAGCCGGCACUACAGGUUGUAACCACGACAGUGAUAGUGGCGGGAACAUCAACCCGGAAAAGAUGACAAAGUCGUCCGAGACGACUACAUCCCUUUCCAUGGAGUGGCCGUUCCCGCAAAUUUACGAGUGCCAGCAGCAGCUUUCCCUCGCCUCAGUGAAGGCGAUUCUGAACAAACAGCACGCGUUCAUCGAGACGCCCUCCGGCACGGGAAAGACCGCUGCGCUGCUCUGCUCCGCGCUCGCCGCGCAGCGGCACCUGGCGAUGAAGUACGGCGCGGCGCCGCAGAUCGUGUAUGGGACCCGGACGCACGCGCAAAUCCGACAGAUCGUCGACACUUUGAAGCAAACCCCGUAUCGCAACGUCGCCGUCCAGUGCGUGGGGGCGAGGACGAACGCGAAAUUGUGCGCAAACCCGAAGAUUCGUUCGCAAGCCGGGGCGGUGCUUGAGUGUCGCGAUGCGGUGCGGAAUUACUGGCAAAACGGCUUAAAGGCGGAGGAACGGAAAAAUUUGGCCGAUGAAUUCAAACAAGUUUUGAAAACCGCAUCCAGUUCUUGCAGUGGCGGGGGGGAAAAUUUUUCUUCCUGUGGUAGAGCAGCUGGUGCCAUACCAAAAACGACAACAGCAGAAGAUCAUCAACAGCAAUCCACGAUCGACAGCCGGUACAUGUGCUCCCGCUUGCACAACAUGCUGGACCCGCAAUUCGUCCCAAAAGCCUACGAUGAGCUGAGAAAUCAAGGUCCCCUGAAUCUCGAGGAAGUCGGGGAGAAAAUCCAGAAUCUCGGUGGUUGUCCGUACUUUCUCUCCAGAGCAAGUUUGUACGAUGCGGACAUUGUGAUCCUUCCCUACGCGUACAUCAUGGACCCGCAGGUCCGGGACGCGACGUUUCCGCUGGAUGCCAGAGAAUUCCUGAAAGACAAGAUUUUGAUCCUCGACGAGGCGCACAACGUGGACGGGUACUGCCGCGAAGCGUGCAGUUUCGACUGCAGCUUGGACAAACUGGAGGAGUUCGAGGAGGCUUUGCGCUCGAUCAGAACCGGAACAAAGUACGACACGGAGGAUUUGAGGAAGGCAAGUAGUGCUGUAGCAAGUGCAGUAGGUGGAAAUGAUGGUGAAAAUCAAAAUGGAAAUUGUGCAGCUGGAGUGGCCUCAUCUACAACUUCUUCUUACGACCAGAAUCUUGUCCAGGAACUACUGAGCUCCGACGAGCAGGGUGACGUGCGGGACUGGGGAUUCGCGACCUGUUACAUGCGCGCGGUGUUGCUGAGACUGGCCGACUGCAUGCAGAAAUGGGCACUGGAGGCACAAGCGUUGCAAAUGCAGAGUGGAGCGGCGGUGGGGACAAGAAGCUACGGAUCAUCUUCCGGUGCUGGUGCACCAGGGAAAAAAACGUCCUCUCCUUUCGCCGACGGUUUGAGUGUCGGUCAGGCCGGGACGAGACGGGAGCUGCGAAGUUGGGCGGUGUAUAACGACGAUGACAGUCAGAAUCAGUACCAAGCAUCAAAGCGGUUUGGUAAAAGUAAAAAAUCUGAGUCCGGUGGUACCGACCCCCGUCUCGCGAAGCCGAUGAGUUCGUUCUUGCAAGAACUCGCAACGGCUCUGUACAACGACGACGCGAAACUGCUGCCACAGUUCAUUGACAAGCAGCUGAUACCCAUGCUCACCUACGGGAUCGCGGGGAGGGUUCGGGAACUGCAACGCGAACAGCGCAGCUCGACGCAAAAUCAAACGUUUUUUGACGAGUUGGAGGAAGCAAGACUGACGCACACGGUGCGGGAACUGCAGGAUUUGUUCUCGCGAUUGAAAUUCGUGUUUGAAAACUCUGACGAUUUUUCGGUUGGCGUGUCGGUGAACCGGAAGCAAGACGCGGGUAUUGACGGGAUCGGCAGCGGUGCAGCAGCAGGCGCGAAUGUCCACUUAGACUUCCACCUCUUGAAUGCGACGAAAGUUUUGGACUCCACUUUCGAGCCGACGCACAGUGUGUUGCUCAGCAGCGGCACACUCUGUACCGAACUAGGAAACGACUUUUCGCAGCGCCAGGUGCAGGGGAGCUAUCUUCCUGCGGAGAAAAGUAGCGAUGCAGUUGUAAAAAGCACGACGAACCGCAAAUCUCUUAAAUCGGCCCCAGCUACGGUUCCCUUAAGUCCGCUCCGCACAAAUCACGUGAUCACGAAGGAACAAUUGUUGGUGCAGAAAGUGCCCUGUCUCAUCGAUGGAAGCCGUUUCACCACCGAUUUUCAAGCGAUGCGGAAAAAUAACGACAGCAGUACUAAAAAAGCUAGCGAUCAGGUAGCACGAUCCAGCACUCAAUCCCUUUUCAGCAACUGGAACCAGGACACCUUGAUCGCUUUGGGUAAUUCGGUGCUGCAACUCGCGGCCAAAAUCCCGGGCGGCGUUCUGGUCUUCUUCCCGAGCUACAAGAUGCUGAAAGAGUGCAGUUCCUGUUGGAAGCGGCACGAGAUUUGGGAGGAGAUAGAGAAAGCAAAGAGCUGUAAAAUCCUGAAAGAAACGGAAAAAGUAGAUAUUGACAAACUCCGGGAUGAACACAACAAAGCCGUCGACGAGAACGGUAGCUCCCUGCUGUUCGGCGUGAUGCGGGGGAAGUGCAGUGAAGGAAUUUCCUACAACGAUAGCUACGCGCGGGGGGUGAUCUUACUCGGGAUCCCCUACCCAACGGUGAACGCGGCGGACGUUUUCCACAAACGGGCGUACAACACGUUCCAGAGUAGUAAUAGCAAGAAAACAAACAAGUUAGCUACAACAGCCACGUACGACAACAUGAACGCGCUCUCGCAAGAACUGCUGGACGGCAACGCGUGGUACCGGCAGGAAGCGUUCACGGCGGUCAACCAAGCUUUGGGCAGGUGUAUUCGGCAUCAGGAGGACUAUGGAGCGGUGUUUUUGUUGGAUGCGAGGUGGGAGCUUCACGAGCAGGAAUUGCCAGCCUGGGUGAAGGAGCUGGAGUGUGUCAGAAGGUAUGACGGGAACUGGAAAAAAAUGCUGGCGAAUGUGGGGAAGUUUUUCGCGGGGAAGCAGUAAAAUCAAAGCAGCUGCGAAAGGGUUUUUGGAGCUUGAUCCGUCUUCAUCAUGAAAGUGUUAUUUUUACGGAGCCGUUGCCGCAGUAUGCGCCGCUUUGAACUCGGGCUGCGGUAGCCAAUACUUCCAAGAAUGAAACAGCAAGACGCGAAGGAUAGCAAAGCCAAGGCUCAGUUUCUGUUUUUAAAGUCGUGCUCUGCGGAUAUGGACAGCAGCAGCGCGAGACGACAUCUAUCCUCAAGCUGCGCCUUCACGUUUUCAAAUUUCCUGCUUCAAGGGCGAUUUCUUGACUUUGCGGGCCGCCAUCGCAGCCGGCGCCUAUUAUUUCAGCAUCCCUGAAGGAACUACAGCUUUUCAUUUUGGCCGUACUGGUUUCAUUUCUGUAGUUUGCGGUAAACAAUACAACCAUGCUUUUUCACUUAAUCUGUCCAUUUUUGUUUUGCGAAACGUAAGUACUUAGAAGAUUUUUGAUUUCUCACGUAUCAUCAGAUUCUCAUCAUAACUACGAGAAGUGCCAAUGGAAUGAGAAAAGAAGCAUGCGAAUCAAGAAGGUGGUGCUUCCGCAGUUGGCAACAUCGAAUGGCAGCGGUUUUGUUUCGACCAUAGGUGGAGAGCCGUCGUGACACAGCAAGACUCAACCAUCAAACAGCACGAAUAUCUGUCGUUCUAGUGGGAUUUUCGUAUUGGAAAUGUGGGCGUCAUCUACACCAGAGUCAGAUAAUAUACACAGGCUGGCUUUCAUUCUUCCCUUGCUCCAUCAACUCAUUUUUUUUUUCUACAACGAACAGGAGCAGCUAGUUGAUUGUAAA